Messenger RNA from Manis javanica (Malayan pangolin), 6837 nucleotides. RefSeq names its product zinc finger protein 475. The record is from RefSeq and is a predicted model, not a curated record. NCBI's taxonomy places the organism in Eukaryota, Metazoa, Chordata, Mammalia, Pholidota, Manidae.
GGUUCUAAGCUGUGGAUAUCAAGAAUUUAAACUGCAACAUCUGGCCCAUUGGCCAAGACGGCAAAGUUGUCAUAGGCUAAGUUCCUGAUACCUGUUAAACGUAUUUAUAUUUGUGAGCUAAUUCAAGCAAAGGAAGGUAGAGCUAUGCAGACAGCCCAAGCCAUGUAGCAGUGCCACUGAAUGUCCAAAGUCAAAACACUAAUGCCAUAGUCAAAGACCUCCGAGUUGAGCAUAAACUCUUUUGUUUGGUGCUCAAGAAGCAUAUAUAAAUCAUGUUCUUUGGUAAAGACUAAUGUCCACAUGUGCUUUGGUGUCACACAGUUUGAAAACAUCACAGAGAAUAAAAAGAACAAAACAAGUGGGAAGUUGGAGAUGUGUAAGAAGAAAUGACUGAGAGAAGAGAACUUUUCUUCAUUAAGACUUGAGAAGAAUAAUAAGAGACUGCAAACAAGAGCUGGUGGAUGUGAAUAAGAGAAGACGAUCAAGACACACAAAGAAUGAUUCUAUACGGACAAUUUUAGAAAAGGAUCCUGCCUGUGUCUUGUUUGUAUAAGACGGGAGUAACACUUGGAACAGGAAGCCAGUCUGGGACCUUUGCAGACCAGGGAGUGAACAUCUUCCUCUCCCCGUGUUCACUCAAUCCACGGCAGCAGCACACCAAGGGGUGCCCACAGCGUGCUGAGUGCUCAUGGCCAUCGGGCUCUUCCGCUGCCUGCCAAGCUCCUGCCAGCUGAGGUUGCCAGGAUACAUCCAGGCAACAAAGGCUGGGGUUCCUGCUCCAGGAAGCCUCACAUCCUCUCCAGACUCCUGCAAGAGGAGAUGUGAGUUGUGGAGCUCUCAGCUCUUCAGCUCCUGUUUCCACCAGCCUCCUCCGUGAGGGGGCCAGCAGGCUAUGACAGAGGCCAAAAUAGGAAGAUAACGAACCAGGGUUACCAGAUCUUGGAGGCAUCUGAGGUUUAAUGGGGACUUUCCAGCAUUCCAGACCAUUGCUGUGCGAUGAGGCUCUGAGUCACACUCUUUGGGUCUGAGGUACUGGCAACAAUGUAGAACCCCAGGACGGCCAACCUGACUAACCUUCACUCUAAGCAGAGACCCAAAAUGAGCCUGGCCUAAAAUCAGACCAAGCACUAGAGAAAGACUGUUUUGUUCAUGGAAACAGGAAAGGAGAAAAGGGUUUCCAACAAAUUGCAACAGACUUUCCACCAUUCUAAAGAACCCACCUUCCUUAUCAACCAAGCCAUUCUAUCUAGUGAUCCCCAUUCUAGCCUUUUGCCAGGAACAGAGCUAAUCAGUCCUGGUGAAAAAAUAAGGACGAACCCUCAGAGAACUCGACCCGGAACGGUGAUACUCUCCAAGCGGUCCAGUAGGAGAAUUAUGUCAGCAAGCCAGCCCCGGCACCCUGUGAUCCCAUCACGGAGGCCUGGAUUCCCCGUGUGCUAUAUCUGUGGCCGGGAAUUUGGGUCCCUGUCACUUGUCAUUCAUGAGCCCCAAUGCCUGGAGAAGUGGCGCAUUGAGAACAGCAAGUUGCCCAAGCACCUGAGGAGGCCAGAGCCCCGCAAAGCACAGCCUCUUGGUGGCAGUGGAGCCCACAACCUUCAGGCAGCAAAUCAGGCGGCACUCCAGAGCUCCCAGGCUCAGCUGCUGCCCUGUGAGUUCUGUGGCCGCACAUUCCUGCCAGACCGUCUUCUUGUUCACCAGAGAAGCUGCCAGCCGAAGGGUGAGAGGCUCAGAGCACCAACCCCCAGUGGCUCUGAUGCUCUUACUGGGCUCCAGAGAGCUCCUGGUGGCAUCCCAGCCCGACCAAGGAUGCUCCUCUGCUACAUCUGUGGUAGGGAAUUUGGCUCCCUGUCCCUUCCUAUUCACGAGCCCAGAUGCCUGGAAAAGUGGAAGACAGAAAACGACCAGCUUCCCAGGGAGCUUCGCCAGCCACUCCCACAGAAGCCUCAGGGCCUUCCAACCGGCCAGUCCAGCCAAGAGGGUCCAGGCCAAGCUCAGCUCAUGCCCUGCCCAAACUGCAGCCGGACCUUUGCCCCCAACCGCCUUCUGGUGCACCAGAGAUGUUGUAAAGCUCAACCUAGUGGGUCAAAAGUUCGGAAUUUGACCUUGGGGAGUAAAGGUGGCCUUACAGAGACCACCCAUUCCAAGCAGAAGCAGAACAUGGCGACACCCACUAUGGCUGGCAAGCCAACGAUGAUAAGGCGUCCACCAACAAUUGUUUGCUACAUUUGUGGUCGUGAAUAUGGAACAAAAUCUAUUGCCAUCCAUGAGCCACAAUGUCUGAAAAAAUGGCACAAUGAGAACAAGUUGUUGCCUAAAGAGUUGAGGAGACCAGAACCUAAGAAACCGGAAGUCAGGACCAUUACUGCCAAAGGUUUCUAUGAUCUCGAUGCCUUAAACAAAGCUGCCUGGACCAGUGCCCAGAGCCAGUUGGUUCCCUGUGACAUCUGUGGGCGUACCUUCCUGCCAGACAGACUGAUGGUUCACCAACGGUCCUGUAAACCCAAAGUCGCCAAGUAAAGCCCUUUCUCUCCACUAAAGUGUCACAGGGAUUCAGUCCUUUGGAAAGAGAUGGGGAUAUGUCAGGAAGGAGAAAAAGGAGGUGAGGAGAGGAAAUAAGGAGAAUUGGAAUUCACCAAGAGCUGUCUUGUAGGAAAGCCCGGCUUGGGGCUUUGGUGGCGUGAGCAUGAGCACAAUGUGGUGGGUAAAUGCUUUGCUUUUAACAAGCAGCUACGUGCAUGUGCAAAGACACACUGUGGGUGUGUCACACGUUGUCAGGCAGAAUUAUAUGUGGGCUGCACCUGGUCAGAGCUGGCAUUUUUGUCUCAAGGAAAUUUCAGAGCCAAUUUUUCUUCCCUUCUAUUUUCCUGAACAAGAUUCUGAACCUCACAAUUAAGACUAUUAUUCAGUGACCAGAGGUUGUGGGUGGUGACUUGGGCAACAACUUAGUCCCGAGAAAAACUGGCUUCCUUCCCAUCUCUGUGCUUUGUGAGACAAUGUGCCACUCCCUGUUUCCUCUCACCCGGGGAGAUGUUUUUAGUCCACUUAUUGAUUGGGAAUCUUCUUUACUCUAUAAAAUCACUCAAAAGAAGAGAGAUUCAAGAAAGAGCUAAGGACUUAAAGUGCUAGAACCAUAUGUAACUCAUUCUCCCUCACCAAUAGCAAGAAAUGCUACCGAGACAUUUCAGAAUCAGUGCCAGCCUCGUGUGUCAGGAGAUGGCUGGAGGCUAGCUCCUUCCUUCUGCAGAGGAAGACCAAUGAAGAGUUCUCUGUGCCUUCAGAGGGGCUUCUAGGUGUUCUAUUGUUGAGGCCUUAAAGCCUGCCAGGAAGUUCGGGCCUGCCCACCCAAGACCCAUGCACGCUGAGUAAUGAAACUGCUGUGUAUUUGGGAGUCCUUGAGUUUGUGCUCAAAGAGGCGGGGCUCUCCUGGGAGGAUGCCAGGGUCAGGGAGGGGCUCUGCCCGGGAAAUUUGGCUCCCCCAGGCAGUGCCACUCUGCCUGGACUCCCAGCCGCUUUGCUUGAGAUCUUUGUUUGUGUUAUGGCUGAAGUUCAGGGCCAUUCUGGAUCCACUUGGUUCCUGCAAGCCUUUACAAGCACAUUUAUUCAGCCUAGUUUUUGGUCACGCAUCCCUGGUUAGGUUAGGGCAAUUACAUUAAUCAUUUGGUUUUUCCUGCCUGUUCCGAAGAAAGUCAGAGGUGAGCUUUAAAAAAUGUCUUUAGGUACCUCAGGUUAGAUGAUCAUCUUGUGAAAGAUGGAACAUUUAGCAACUCCUAGUUGAUGGUUCAACAAAAAUGAUAACAAUGUACUGUGGAUCAGGCAUUGUGAUCCAUGCUUUCUGUACAUCAGUUUAUAUAAAUCUCACAUCAGCCCUGCAAGUGGAUGUCAUUAUCCUUAUUUUACCCAUGGGAAACUGAGGUCACACUGGGCCUGAGUGAGAGGACAGAGCAGGGAGACAAACCCAGAUGGCUGGAAUCCCAAACCCGUCAUCGGGCUGCUGCGAUCUGUAUGCUGCCCAUCAUCAUUAAUAAGGUGAACUUAGUAACAAAUGGUCUGACAAGUGUGACAUUUCUUACCCAAUGCUUAGUAACUAAAGCAAAUGGGUAUUUAGUGCUUCUGUAGUUUGCAUGCUGGUCUCGGUUUAUCUUUAACUGAGGGGAUAACAAAAGUUUGUCCUGCAUUGUGUUUCAGAAGACGCUUUUUCAUUCUGCUAAUGCCAAGCAGUCAGAUAAACACGAAUUUGGGCCUUAAGUUUGAAAUGAAUUGCCACUUGGGGUUAUAAAGAGGAUUCAUGGGCACUUUUCUUUCAAAGUAUGGCAGACACCAGAACAAAACUGCUUUCUUGGUAGGAGUUAGCAUGUCUGGGAGUUCUUGACGUGGUUGAAAAGAGGAGCUCUUGGAGAAGUGGUCACUUUCCCAGGGGACUGUGAGACCCCCUGAGGUACAUCAGGCCGCCCACUGUGGGGGCUCCCUUCUAGCCCCACCCCAGCUGGCCGGCAGACAUCCCUGGAAUUAAACCCCAAGCAAGCUCGGUUGCCAUGUCAUCAAUCCAACAGUUCCUGUCCAUCAUCAAGGCAGUCAUCAGAUCGCGACAUUCACAGGAAAGAACUGGACUCCCUCCGUCUGCCAGCUGCCUUCCCUCUCAUUAGCUCACUUCUGUGCAAAUCUUUACACUUGCAAAAGAAAAGGAUUUCUCAAACGGUUGGUACCUCCAUGAGCUAUGAAUUUGAGCCUGCAAAUGGUUCCCAUAGAUACUUCCCUAGAUGACGAAGGUACUUGGGGCUCUUACACUUGCUCAGGCAGUUACUGGUCUGGGAGGCAACAAUGUCAUUCCCUCACUGCUCUGCUAAUUGGUGCUGUACACACUUUAAUUAAAUUCCCCUCCAGUUGAGACUGUUGGAGGAAUUCCAGGAUUUCUUGGUGCUCACUGCACAUUGAAUUCACAUCUAAGUGGCGGGCCUGUCCUGUCAGAGGGAACCCUGGGGACUGAACAAGCGUGUCCGAGGAGGUGUCAGGAAGGAAAAUCCCCUCUGGGAGUAAGCAUGGAAAUCUGUUAGAACUCCAUCAGAGGGGCUUUUCAGGUAGCCUUAGCAUCAUGUUUUCUGACAGACACAUAUUUCCAAGUAGGGUCUCAAGGAUGACUCAGUGUAGCUUGGAAAAAGAAGCUGCUGUUGACAAACAGACCAAUCUGUGAGCAGGGAGGAGAUAGAAGGCAGAUGUCCAAAGAACCCUGCCCUCUGGAAACUGGAAAACAGCCCUUACUUUGUGUGUGCUUGUCUGCUUCUGGCGUACUUUACACGCCUUUCCAAACCAACUUGUGUGGCUGGAAGCCCAUAUCAGGUCCAGGCAGGAAGUUCAGCCCUUUCCUUCCCCAAUCCUAAAGGACCUUUUCUCUCCUCUGGAAAUGGUUCACCUUCUUUUAUCAUUUAUGACUUUCCUAGUGACUCACGGUCUGGCCCACAUGCACCUCUGUGCCCGCUGCUGCUGCCUGGCCCAUGCUCUGUGAGCACUGUGAUCAGAGAAGAAAAAUGAGGUUUUCCUGCACUUGGAAGAAACAACACAAACGAGAGGCAGUUAUUUGGCCUCUGGGAGGGGCCAAAUUGGGUGAUGUAGAAAGAAUGUACACCAGGAAAACACUGCUAAGUUAUCAUAGAAUGGUGUGCCUUUAUGCUUAAUUCUUUUUAAAUUUUGUUAUAAAGAUAUUCAAAUAGAUACACUUCUAGGGAAAUGUAUAAUAAAGUCUCAUGUUGUCUCCUCCCAGAUGAACUUUGUUCUUGACAUCCCACUGAGGUUGAAUCUGAAUGGCUUAAAUUUCAAAAGUACUCUUUUGGGUAUAAGAGGAAGAUGGACAUGGCAGAGAGAAGUGCUGGGAGCACAGGAUUCUGGGGUGUCUCUGACAGUGCCUUUCUAUCCUGUGUGUGGAAACAUGGUUAAGCCAGCAUGGAUAUCAAUCAACUGCAGGCAUGAGAAACAGGUGAAACAAUGAUGGGGCAACACUGAUUCACACUGAUCACCCUACAGGCCAAGGUUCUCAGGUAUUUUAGUGGAGAGUAUGUCAGGCAAAAUAAUGGCCUCCAAAGAUGGUGAUAUCCUAGUCCCUCAAACUUCUGAGUAGGUUACCUUAUAUGGUAGGAGAUUUCACAGGUGUGAUUAAGGUAAUAGACCUUGAGUUAGGGAGAUUAUCUCAGGUUUCUGGGUGAGUCCAACUGAAUCUCAUGAGUCCUAAAAAGUGGAAGAAGAAAGAACAAGGGUGGGUGGGAGAAAUGGCAGCACAAGAAUGAUUCUUCACCCCAUUGCUGGUUCUGAGAUGGAGGGAACUAUGUGCAAGGACCAGAGAGAACCCUCCAGGAGCUAAGGGUGGCCCUAGAUGAGAGCCAGCAGGGAAACUGGAACCACAGUCCUAUAACCGCAAGGAACUGCAUUCUCCCAACAGCUUGAAUGAGCAAGGAAAUAGAUUCUCCCAUGGAGCCUCUAGAAAGGAAUGCAGCUUUACCAACAACUUGUUUAUUUUUUUCUGACAAAUUCAUGGUUCAAAUUCUAACCUACAGAACUGUAAGAAAAGUGAGUGUUGUUUAAGCCACAUAGUUCAUAGUAAUUUGUUUUGGCAACAACAGGCAGCUAAUAGAAGAAGCAUCUAUAUGGCAUAGGAUGGGGCCAGUAAAACUUGCCAUUGAUCAGAGGUAGAACCCUCAAAUCCAUAAGGGAUGCUCGCUGGCCACCUCCACUGCUUAUAUAUUGAAAAGACAACAUAACCAACUUUCAGUUGGGGUAGAUGGCCCAAGGAAAACUGGCUCCAAACUUUGCAAGUCCUGAAUACACAGCUAUUUUGCAAAAUAUACAAAU